GUCAAUGACGUCACGAAGAAGAAAAUGACGCUGCUUUUAUCUGUUAUCCUGUCCGUGUGCUUCGAGUCCGUAUGAAGUGAACAGUCAAUAUUUAUGUUUUAAUCUGUUUGAUUUAACUAUUGACUUCUCAUAUUUUCUACUGCAAAAGGGAAGCAACACAAAGAUGGGGGAGGUGGAGUUGUCCUGUCUGGCUUAUGCCAAAAUGUUCCUACAUGCCAGUCAGUUUCCACGCUGCAGUGUGAAUGGCCUGCUGUUGUCCUCCAGUCCAGCAGGGGGAGCUUUGUGUAUCACAGACUGUGUGCCGCUGCUCCACUCGCACUUGUCUUUGGCUCCAAUUACACAGCUCGCUCUUACACAGGUCGAUGUUUGGUGUGCACAAACACAGCAAAGGAUUGUGGGAUAUUAUCAGGCCAACGCUUGUGUGUCAGACAGCAGCCCUACACCCUGUGCAUUGAAGAUCGCAGAGAAGAUCUUCGAGCAGUGUAACAAUGCCGUGUUACUCAUGAUCGAUGGAGAAAAGAUGUUUCCAGGCUGCCGUGUUCCUCCGAUUGUAAUGUAUGAGCGCAAAGACGCUCGCUGGGCACUCAAAGACAAACACACAAUAAUGCUUCGGCAGUGGGAAGAAACCUGUUCCAUAGUUAAUCAGCUGAUCAGCUCUGGUGAUCAGGCACUAUUGGUGGAUUUUGACAGCCAUUUGGAUGACAUCACAAAAGAUUGGACCAAUCCGAAACUCAAUGCCAAGAUCAUGGAGCUGGUCUCCCCAGCCAAUGGAAAUGUUUAACUAUACAGACUAAAUCAGCUCAUGUCAUAGUGUUUUCACUUAAAUUCUGUUUUUAAUACUAUUUGACUGUGUAUCGCGCUUCAUUUUGUCAUUAUGAUCUAAAUGAAAUAUGCAGAAACAUAUUUUUCUUGUUCAUUAUGAUUUGGUGUGUUGAUCCUAGAUAUAAUACAACCAGCAUAUUUCCUUACUUUCAUCAUUCUACAUGUCAUAUUUAAGCAAAUUAAUAAUAAGCUAUUAAUUGUUGAUUUAAAGAUAUAUCUAAGAAUUAAGUAAUUCUGUAAUAAAACUAAAAUGUUCUUCAUCAGGUUCUUUCACUACAUGGGGUUCUCGGUUUUUCAGAUUUAAUACAAAUUUUUACACAUCCAUACUAAACUGAUUUUUAAAAAAUGUAGAAUAGUCUUAUAAUUCAGCUUUAACUAAAUCAUGGUGAUUGUAUUAUGGCUGAUGCAUGUGCAUUGUGCAUUAAUCAAGUCUCUUUACACUCAUGGUCAAAAUUGAUGGCACCCCUGGUAAAUAUGAUCAAAACUGGCUGAAAAAAAUAAAUCUGCAUUGUUUA
Molecule: messenger RNA, 1337 nt
Organism: Pimephales promelas (fathead minnow)
Lineage: Eukaryota; Metazoa; Chordata; Actinopteri; Cypriniformes; Leuciscidae
Gene: emc9
Product: ER membrane protein complex subunit 9
Cellular component (GO): EMC complex
Source: RefSeq, a predicted model, not a curated record